GGGUGUUGGGAUCCAUCAAAGCUUCAGAAGCUCCUAACAAAACCCCCAGUCCUAGGAGGGGGGAUUAGAACUCCACGUGUGGCACAGUGCUGUGCGGAGUUAGAUUCUGACUAUGCUCUACUGCCCACGUCAGCUGAACACGUAGAAGGGAAGCAGCUCCGUUGCUUCAAACGACCAUGGAGUGAGAGACCCACCUUGUACUCUGGCUUUCCCUGGGCACUGCCCUCGGGUGUUUCACACUGGCACAGCUCCCCUCUGCUAGAUGCUCUGACUUUGGAGACCUCCUGCCCAAAUAAUCCUCCUGGGUACAGCUGGGACUGGCCUUGCAGGCAGAGCUCUGGCAGCUGCACCUUCGAGAGGUGUGAUGUGGGACACGUGUCCAGCUCAGAUGUGACAUCAGGAGAAUGCUGGUGGAAAAUAUGCUCUGCUGAUGACUACACUGAUGCAGACCUUCCUGUUUCCAUUACAAUGAUGGACUCUUCACUUGCAGAGAUUGACUGUGGGGAGUCAACACCACGAGCCACUCUGAUCCCAUCCAGCGAUCACUUAACAUCAGCCCAAGAAGCUUUUGCAUCCUCAGAGGCAAGCACAGCACCAGUACCGGCCUGCCUUGUUAUGGAGGAAAGAUCAUCCAAAGCCUUACAUGAGAGAGGGGAAGAUUCUUCUGUGGCAAAGGAGAUGAAUGGUGAUAAGGGCCCAGCUGCUCCUGUGUCAGGACCAAGUCAGAUCAAGAAGGAAUCCUGCCUGGUGAUGGAAGAACACAAGCCUCAAAAUGUUUUGAAGCAAGACCCGGAGGUGGACCAGGAAAAGAAAAAUAAUAAAGAGAGGAGUGAGGAAGCACCAGCUGUGGUUCCAGGCAGGAAAGUGACUUCACCCACUGCAGGUGGUAUUAAAGGAGAUAAAACCAAGCAAAAUGAGCUUGACUCCCCAAAUGAGAAGGAAGUGGAGGCUGAAUUUCUGAGGCUGUCUUUAGGUUUUAAGUGUGACUUGUUUACCUUGGACAAGAGAGUGAAGCUCGAAGAGAGGUCCCGAGACCUGGCUGAAGAAAACUUGAAAAAGGAGAUCACAAAUGCUGUGAAGAUGUUAGAGGCAUUAGUUCCUUUGUGUGAAGAAGAUAACCAAGCACAGGAGAUCAUUAAGAAGCUGCAGAAAAGCCUGCAGUUCCUUAGCCAAUACGCAGCUCGAGUUGCCAGCAGAGCAGAGAUGUUGGGAGCCAUUAAUCAGGAGAGCCGGGUGAGCAAGGCUGUGGAGGUGAUGAUCCAGCACGUGGAGAACCUGAAGCGCAUGUACGCCAAAGAACAUGCGGAGCUUGAGGAGCUCAAGCAGGUCCUGCUCCAGAACGAGAGGUCCUUCAGCUCCCUUGGAGACAGAGAUGAAUCUACAAAUAAGAAGCUACCAAGUCCUUUUAACUUUAAGCCCUCGUCAGCCCUGCGGAGAGUUAGCAUUGCAACAGUGCCCAGGAGUGCUGGGAAUGCAGGGAUUGGGGUGCCACUGGCCCAGUUCCAUGAAUCCAAUGGGGAUGAACAAAGUGACAGGUUCAGCAGGAGAUCAAGCAGUUGGGGCAGGCUAGGGGUGAAGCAGAAUGAGAAGCGUCCUUCACUGCAGAGGUUCCUCAGCACCUAUUCCUGGGCAGAGUAUGAAGAGGAGCAUUUUGAAACCAAAAAUGAGAAGUUGGAGUCACCUGCUGAAGUACAGGGACAACUAACUAGGAAGGAAAGUGUCUCUGAAAAAGGAAAAUACCCACCCAAAUGGACCCUGGAGUCUAUGUACAGUUUGAUCUCAGCGUGGGCAUCCCACUUCAAGGCUUCCUUCAGCAACGCUAACAAAACCUUCUGGGUGUCCGUGUCCAUGCUGGUCCUGCUGGCUGCUCUCACGAGCUUCCUGAUGGGGCUGUCCCUGCAGAGGCCAGCAGAUGCAGCCCCUGUGGGCACUGGGGACUCCUGGACAUUGGUGCAGCAGCUGCUGUGGCCCUACACAGGACUGCAACACAAUGGCCCUCCCCCGGUAUAACCCCGGCUCCGCUGCCGGAGCUGCGCUGCCACGCUCUGCCGGACAGGAGCUGAGGCUGGCCUUGAUUUAAGAUUACGUGUCUGGAUUUGUUUUGCUGAGUUGUGGGUAUUUUUGGGGAGGAGAUUCAUUUUUUUUCUUUAAAGCAUGACUUGAAAUUUUAAAAAAAAAGUAUUUUUCUUCCCAUUCUGGCAAAAGUCAUCUUUAAAAGUAGCUAAAAGGGUCUCAGUUCUGUUGAGGUUUACAAUAGAACAGCAAUUUUUAAUAUUGUUAACAAUAAAUGCGUCUAGGUGGUGUAGCCACAAGAGAAUAAAGAAUUUAUUUUGCUUGAACAAAGAUAAAAUGUUUGCAUUUUAGAACCUGUUUCAAUGAUUUGAACAGAAAAGGAUUUAAGACUUGAAAUGUAACUUUUUUGAAAGCUUUUGAUAAUAAAGUUUUGAAGGA
Molecule: messenger RNA, 2451 nt
Organism: Poecile atricapillus (Black-capped chickadee)
Lineage: Eukaryota; Metazoa; Chordata; Aves; Passeriformes; Paridae
Product: inositol 1,4,5-triphosphate receptor associated 2-like
Exons: 21
Coding region: 469-2010 (513 amino acids)
Cellular component (GO): endoplasmic reticulum membrane
Source: RefSeq, a predicted model, not a curated record